AGGUCAGGAUCGGAAAGUCAAUACUUUUCGCAAUUUCUUGCUUGCAUUACAGACAUCAUCUUUUUGUGAAAAUUGAUUUACAUUGAAAGCAAUAAUUGACUAUCUAUAGUUUCGAAAAAUAUUUUACUUGUUUUACAGUCUUUUAUUAAUCUAGUAUAAUUUAUUUUCAUCAAUUUAUUAUCUAUAUUACCGGCAAGCGGCGCCGCCCCCGCUGCAUCGGAGGGGUCGGCGAUGAGUAAUACCGUUCGUUUCUCGUGCUGAGUGACGUCGUGCAGCCGCGGCCGGCAAACGGCUUGCAGACCGCAGUACGAUACGGCGAGGACACACGACAGGACCCGCCCUGCUCUCCGCGUUCGCCAGCUUCUCACACUCGCGCUCCUCCCGCACUCUAUCGAUCUCUCUCGACACCGGUCUUUUUAUAUUGCACAUAAGGAACCAUGGAUAGCGCUGACGCCCUCCUCGGGGGUCUCGCGAGCGGAGACCCCGCACCGGCCACGGAUGCGCCGCCAGUGGAGCCCGCCAUGAAACGUGAUCAGGACUCGACAGAUGACUUCGAGCACCUCGAACGCGAAGGCAAGCGGGAGUCCGCCGAGUCGCCACAUCGCCAGCCCGCUGCUGCGGCCACGCGAAACUUCCUCGACAUGGAGCGAGAGCUGCUCGCGGAGGCGCCUCGUGCACCCUCCGCCUCUGCAGAUCAUAUCGCCGACAAGUUCACAGACAGCGAGUCUGACGCGGACACAGCAGGCGAGUCGCCCAUGCACCGCGCCGAUCCCCGGCCCGAGGCAGGGCUGGCUGCCACCCUUACGCCAGAGCCACCGCAUGAUCCAACGCCUGUUCUGGCGCCCGCAGCGGCGCCUGGUCCAGCACCAGUGCCGGCUCCCACUGCUCCGGUGGCACCUGAAAAGCCUUUGCCUGAGGAACCCAAGCCCCCAGCGACACCAGAGCCAGCACCUGAGCCCCCGAAACCAGAGCUUCCCAAGCCAGAGCCCGUGAAGUCGGAGCCGGCCGCGCCUCCGAAGCCAGUUGCUCAGGAGGCCAAGCGCCCUGUGGCGCAUGUCAUUGAGGCCGAAGUCAUCUUUUGCCAGAUGGGACUCGAUGCCUGGUUCGACCCGCAGAGACUGCACCCCGAAGUGGAGUCGCUGAUCUACUGGCGGUCGGCGGCGCACAGCGGCGCGGCCCUGGGCGCGGGGCUGGCGCUGCUGGUGGCGCUGGCCUGCUGCUCCGUGGUGUCGGUGCUGGCCUACGCCUCGCUGCUGGCGCUCUCCGCCGCCGUCGCCUUCCGCAUCUACAAGAACGUGCUACAAGCCGUACAGAAGACUAAUGAUGGACACCCCUUCAAAUGGCUGCUGGAGCGCGACGUGAGCGUGCCGGCGGAGCGCGCGCAGGCGCUGGCGGCCGCCGCCACCGCGCACCUCAACGCCGCGCUCGCCGAGCUGCGCAGGUUGUUCCUGGUGGAGGACCUGGUGGACUCGCUGAAGUUCGGCGUGCUGCUGUGGUGCCUCACGUACGUCGGCGCCUGCUUCAACGGCAUCACGCUCAUCAUACUCGGCUGGAUAGCGCUGUUCACGCUGCCGAAGGCGUACGAGAUGAACAAGGCGCAGGUGGACGCCAACCUCGAGCUCGCCCGCGCCAAGAUCAACGACAUCUCCGCCAAGGUGCGGGCGGCGGUGCCGCUGGGCCGGAAGGCGGAGAGCGACAAGGAGAAGUGAGCGCGAGGCUGCACGCGAGCGCUCUGUACUUCACUGUUUGUUAUAUUUAUUAUUAUGUACUAUUAAAGAUAACUACUUUACGUGUAAAGCUUUAUGAGACGAGUCAUGCGGAGAUUAUUGUAUUUGCUUUUUGAAAUUUUAAAUUAAAAUAACUGUCGAACCGA
Molecule: messenger RNA, 1873 nt
Organism: Helicoverpa armigera (cotton bollworm)
Lineage: Eukaryota; Metazoa; Arthropoda; Insecta; Lepidoptera; Noctuidae
Gene: Rtnl1
Product: reticulon-3-B
Exons: 7
Coding region: 438-1709 (423 amino acids)
Cellular component (GO): axon; endoplasmic reticulum membrane
Source: RefSeq, a predicted model, not a curated record